Molecule: messenger RNA, 2781 nt
Organism: Micromonas commoda
Lineage: Eukaryota; Viridiplantae; Chlorophyta; Mamiellophyceae; Mamiellales; Mamiellaceae
Product: glycoside hydrolase family 31 protein
Exons: 2
Coding region: 1-2781 (926 amino acids)
Biological process (GO): N-glycan processing; carbohydrate metabolic process
Molecular function (GO): carbohydrate binding; alpha-glucosidase activity
Source: RefSeq, a predicted model, not a curated record
AUGGCCGCGAGGCGCGGGGACGCGAUCGUCGCGCUCGUGGCGAUCUGCGCCGCGCUGGCGACCCUCCCGGACGCGCGCGUGCACGGCUUCAAGGCGAACGACUUCAAGAAGUGCGAGACGUCCUCGUUCUGCCAGCGCCUGCGCGAUCGACCGGACGGCGCCACGCGCGAGAUCUACUCGAUCGAGGGGCGGUGGGAGCCGAUCGGCGGCCGCGGCGGGGGAUGGGGCGCGCUCCUCGCCAAAGCCGGCGAGCCGCGCCCGCUUCGGGUCGAGCUCACGCCCUACGGCGACGAGGGCGUCGUGAGGCUGCGCGUGGACGAGCCCGCGCAUCCCCGGUACGUCGUCCCGGACGUCCUCGUCGAUUCCCUAUCGCCGUCCGAGUUUGCCGACGUUCAGUUCGCACAGGGCGGGGGCAAGGGUGGCGAGGGGGCGCGCACGGUGUUCACCACCAAAAACCCCGACGUGGACGUCGUCGUGACGCACGCGCCGUUCCGCGUCGCCGUCCGCGUCAGGGGCCACGAGACGACGGUGUUCAACCGUCGAUCGCUCUUCGAAUUCGAGUACAAGCGCGACGCCCCACCCGAGGGCGAGUCGUGGAGCGAAUCGUUCAACUCGCACACCGACUCGCGCCCGAACGGACCCACCGCGCUCGCGUUCGACGUCACAUUUCCCGACGCCGAGCACGUCUACGGCAUCCCCGAGCGCGCGACGUCGCUGUCCCUCAAGGAGACGAAAGACGCGACAGGCCAAGCAGUGACGGAGCCGUAUCGCAUGUACAACCUCGACGUCUUCGAGUACCUCGCGGAGUCGCCCUUUGGGCUGUACGGAUCCAUCCCGGUGAUGCUCGCGCACGCCAAGGUGAACGGGGGUGCCAGCAAACGGGUGUUCGGCACCGGGCGGGCGUUUUCCGAAACGGUCACGUCCGCCGUUUACUUCAACAACCCGACGGAGACGUACGUGGACGUUACAAAGUCGCACGAAAGUUCAAUCCUCGGUAAGAAAGUUCAAUCGGUCGAGACGCACUGGAUGGCGGAGAGCGGAUCGAUGGACGUGUUCGUCGCGCCCGGGCCCACGCCGGCGGCGGUGAUACGGCAGUACACGUCCCUCACGGGCACCACGCGGAUGCCCCCGUCGUUCGCGUUGGGGUACCACCAGUGCAGGUGGAACUACAGGGACGAGAAGGACGUCGCCGAGGUUGACGCGGGAUUCGACCAACACGACAUACCGUACGACGUCCUGUGGCUGGAUAUCGAGCACACCGACGGCAAGCGGUACAUGACGUGGGACGCCGGCAAGUUCCCCACGCCUCGGCGGAUGAUCGAGGACGUGGCGUCGCGGGGGCGUAAGAUGGUCACCAUCGUGGACCCGCACGUUAAGAAGGACGCCGGGUACCCCAUCUUUAAAGAGGCGGAAGCCAAGAACUUUUACGUGAAAAAGGCGGACGGACGCACCGACUUUGACGGGUGGUGCUGGCCGGGGAGCUCCGCGUACCUGGACGUGACCUCCCCUGCGGUUCGGGACUGGUGGGCGGGUAAGUUCGCGUUGGACCAGUACGAGGGAAGCACCAAGGACUUGUACAUCUGGAACGACAUGAACGAGCCGUCCGUGUUCAACGGACCGGAGGUUACGAUGCAGAAGGACUUGGUUCACGCCGGGGGGGUGGAGCACAGGGAAGUUCACAACGCCUUCGGGAUGUACUACCACGCGGCAACCGCCGAGGGUAUCGCGCGUCGCAACGGCGAGCGACCGUUCGUGCUCUCCCGCGCGUUUUUCGCCGGGACGCAGCGAAUCGGCCCCAUCUGGACCGGCGACAACGCCGCGGACUGGGACCACCUGCGCGUGUCGAUCCCGAUGGUCACGACGCUCGGGCUGACGGGCCUCACGUUUUCCGGCGCCGACGUCGGCGGCUUCUUCGGCAACCCCGACGCCGAGCUCAUGACGCGGUGGUACCAGAUCGGAAUCUACUACCCCUUCUUCCGCGGGCACGCGCACCUGGAGACGAAGCGACGCGAGCCGUGGCUGUUCGGUGUCGACGCCACGCGAACGAUCCGCGACGCCAUCCGCCGGCGGUACCAGCUCAUGCCGUACCUGUACACCCUCUUCGAGGCGGCGCACCGCGAGGGCUCGCCCGUGCUCCGUCCGCUGUGGUACGAGUUCCCGGACGAUCCCUCGGUGUGGGCCCGGGAGGACGCCGUGAUGCUCGGCCCCGCGAUCCUGGUUCAUCCGGUGCUCACGCAGGGCGCGGUCGACGUGGACGUAUCGUUGCCCGACGGGGUCUGGUACGAUUUCGACACCGGCGAGGCGCACCUCGGGCCCAAGCGUUGGAAGUACCCCGUCACCAUCGCGGACGUCCCCACGUUCGUCAGGGGCGGACACAUCGUCCCACGGCGCGACAGACCGAGGCGGUCCACGUCCGCGAUGCGACGCGAUCCCCUCACGCUCGUGGUCGCGCCGGAUGCGGGAGGCGACGCCAUCGGCGAGGUGUACUUUGACGACGGCGUCGGUUUCGAGCACGAGACGCGCGACGCGUUCGUCCGCCGCGCGCUGACGUUCUCGCGGCACAAGGAGCUGAGCAUCGCGGAUGUGUCGGUGGAGCGGGUGUUGAUCUUGGGCGCGGCGAGGCACGGCGGCGCGGUGGUGAACGGCGAGGCGAGGGACGUCGUCGCGGCGCCGGCGUCGACGCGGGACGGCGCGCCGGCGAACGCGGUGGCGGUGCGCAAACCGGGGGUUCGCAUCGCGGACGACUGGACCAUCGCGCUCGCGGCGUCGGCGGGGGGGUAG